This is a messenger RNA of Lactuca virosa, 580 nucleotides long. NCBI's taxonomy places the organism in Eukaryota, Viridiplantae, Streptophyta, Magnoliopsida, Asterales, Asteraceae. The record is from the annotation of a GenBank genome assembly.
AUGAAAGGGUGUUCGUCUUCACCAAAAGGAUCUCCAGAUCCUCAGUCGAAACCUGAUGCCGCUGCCCUUCUUGUUUUUGUUUAUGCUUCAAGUUAUUUCAUAGCUUUUGGGGGUUUACAGGCACACAUGAACAAUCCCAUCGACUGUGAAGGUUUUAGGAUUUCAAGAUCAAAGUUGGUCGUCUUUGCGAGUGCGGCUCUUAUAAUAUUUGAUACAUGCAUAAGAGGAUAGGGACACUAUAUCUGUUUUGGCCUUCUAGGUGAACAAUUUAGAAAAGGGUGAAGUCUUUUCUCUUGAUUUUCUGAAGUUCUUGGGGCACCACAACACCUCUGUUCUUUGAGAAUACAUACAAACCCACACAUUUGGUCUCAGGUGAUUCAAAGAGAAGGGGAUGAAAAGAAUCUGAUCAAUAUCUUCUUAAAUACGUUCUAAUGGUAAUUCUAAUAUUGGAUAUCUACUGAUGGAGGUGAGAUUCGUAGCCAUCACUGACAGGAGAACACUUUCCUUCCAUAUGGGUUUCAUUUUGAAUCAGAUAUAAACCCAGAAACAAUGAUACACAUGCAGUUCUAGUUAAACCAGC